UGGUCUGUCCGCUUACUUCUACGUCACUUCCGCCGUGUCUCGCUGUGUGCGUUUUUUCGUGCAAAGAUGGCGUCCGCACAGUUGACGGAUGAGGAGCUUGUGUCUGAAUUGAAACGGCUCGGCUUCACCCCGGGCCCGGUAACGGAGAGCACGCGGCCCGUGUACUUAAAGAAACUGAAGAAGCUGUGGGAAGAGCAGCCACAGCCGCGGAGCUCCCGGAGUGGAAAAGGACGCAGCAGCAGCGGGAGUAUCAACAGCAACGGCAGCAGCGGCGCUAGUAACAGCAACGCCGCGGCGCGAGCUCCGGGAUUCAACGCAAGGCCACCGGGCAGUGACGUCACGCGUCUGAGCGCCAGUCGGAGCGAGAAGCGCAGAGCCGGAAAGUUCGUGCUGGGCUUCAGCUCGGACGAGUCAGACGUGGAGGCGCCGCAGAAGAAAGGAGGCCCGAAUCACGGGGGCAGCAGGAGAGACCGAGGAUCUGCGCAGCAGACACCCACCAUCAGGCCUGCGGGAACACCCGCCGCUGCCUCCCUCGGGUUAUCCGCGGACAGCAAAAGCAUUUCUGGUUCUCCGUGGUGGGCCGACCGAGGUCAACCCAACAAUUUGGAAGAAACGGAAAAAGACAGUCGGGCUUUGAACGGGAAUAAGGAGUUUUAUGAAUCUAACAGUAGUAAGUUAGCCAGGGAUUACUCUGAUUCAGACGACGAGGAGGAAGAGGAGGGUGAACGAGACCGUCCCCGCGAACGCCGUCUGACUUCCAGACACAGUCCACCCCCCUCCUCUUCCCCGCACCGGAGCGUCUGGAACUCAGAGAAGACGGCGCUCGGCGCGCGUGAUACUCCUGACUUCGGUCUAGAAAUGAUCGCGGAUCGGAGGGACGACGAUGAGAAAGAACUGAGAGAGUUCACCGGAAGCUACGUGAGCCACAGCUUCCCGAAACUCUCCGGGAUUGACGGCAGCAGCCCGUCCGGUUCCUUUAAUAAGAACCACCUCGACAGCGGAGACUGCGAAUCCCCCUGCGGCAGCAGUCGGUUCAGUAUCGGGCUAAGACCGCGCUUUCCCUCCUACACGGCGACCUACCGAGCGAACCACUCGAACCAUACCGGUUCCAACGACUCCUACAGCCAUGCCUCAGCCCUCAAGUCCAAGCAGCACAGCACUGUCCCGGAGGACGAGCUCCUGCAGCAGUUUAAACGGGAGGAGGCGUCCGCCACCGGCGGUUUCAGCGCUCAUUACCUGUCCAUGUUCCUCCUGACAGCCGCCUGUCUGUUCUUCGUCCUGCUGGGCCUCGUGUACCUGCGGAUGAGGGGCUCCAGCACCUCCGAGGGGGAUGCAGUCAUCAUGCAUCACCCGUUCGGACCUGAGUUUGAUCAGAGUUAUGACGUCAAAGACCGAGACCUCAUCCUUAACCUUCUCCUGUCUCUACAUGAGCACCUGGCCAGUGUUGCAGGAGAACAUGAUUGUGGAGACCUUAAAAAUCAUUUAAACAGAAGUGUCUCUUUCAGUGAUGCCUCUUCAUACCUCAAGCUCCAAAAUGAAGCCUAUGAAAACUUGAUUGAAACCUCUUUAGAGUGGAUCAUGAAAACCAAAGAUUUUGUCGGUAUAAGGUUGAUUGGUGCCGACCCUGCUCAACCCGUAGAGAACGUAUCGGAAAUCUCAAGACUGGAGUCCAUCCACCCCCGCAUGUCCUUCUUCUGCCGCCUCAGACGCGCCUUCUUCACUGUGAUCUACAAAGUUCUCUUCAUCCUUGCAGGCAUCGGUGUAGUUUUGGGUUUGGUGUAUUACAUGAAAUACAGAUGGCGCAAAGAAGAGGAGGAAACUAGACAGAUGUAUGACAUGGUAGAGAGAAUCAUUGAUGUAAUGAGAAGCCACAAUGAAGCCUGUCAGGAAAAUAAGGACUUGCAGCGGUAUUUGCCCGUCCCUCACGUCCGUGACUCUCUUGUCCAGCCUCAAGAAAGAAAGAAGAUGAAGAAAGUGUGGGACAGAGCUGUCGCGUUCCUGUCAGCUAAUGAGUCCCGUAUUCGGACAGAAACACAGAGGAUUGGAGGGGCGGACUUCAUAGUGUGGCGGUGGCUUCAGCCUUCAAUGUCACCUGAUAAGAUGUCCAGUAUGCCCUCCAAAGUGUGGCAAGGCCAAGCAUUUCCGCUGGACCGAAGAAAUUCGCCACCAAACAGCUUAACACCAUGCUUGAAGAUUCGCAACAUGUUUGAUCCUGUAAUGGAAGUGGGGGAAAACUGGCACCUCGCCAUACAAGAAGCCAUUUUGGAGAAGUGCAGUGAUAACGAUGGAAUUGUUCACAUAGCCGUUGACAAAAACUCAAAAGAGGGCUGCGUUUAUGUGAAGUGCCUUUCAGCAGAGCAUUCUGGGAAAGCCUUCAAAGCACUACAUGGCUCCUGGUUUGAUGGUAAGCUGGUGACGGUCAAGUAUCUACGCCUGGAUCGCUACCACCAGCGUUUCCCACAAGCCCUGGGCUGCAACAUGCCCCUCAAGCCCUCCAACUCCAGCAUGAACAGCAUGUCUCGCCUGAACCAGCGAUCCAGCACGUCCAGCUCACUGGGUUUCUCAUGAGGGACAUCCUAACGGCCACCACCAUCCUCUCUGCUUCUUUCUCCUGUGUCCUCGUUAUCUGAGAGAACCGCAUCCAGGAGCUUUUACAGUUGGGCCACCAGGGAUGCCCAAUCAGUUUUGUCAGCCAUAUGCAAACAAUGGUGUUUAAACCUGUGAGCUGCUGUGUUUUUUCUUUUUUCCUGUCCUUCAGUAUCAAGGAAAGCAAGGGAGAUGCACACACUGGCAUGAAACCGGUGGAGAGAGUUGCUCGGUCCGAUGAGAACUUUUAGUAGAGGUGUACGAUGCAAUCUCUGUCCUUCUCAUAUCUGGUGCAAGUGGACACAAAUUUCUGUUUCUUAUGUAUUUUCUUUGUUUUUGAUAAACCAAUACAAUGACAAAAAUGGCUUCCAACUUUAAAUCUUACAACACAAAUGAAAGUUUUCCGGCCUCUGCUUAUUUUUUAUGUAACUAACUCCCCUCCUUAAUUCCAGGGAGCUCCGUUGGGCUAUACAUAGCUGCAUGUGCUGGUUAAAGUAUGCCUAUAUUUAAGCUUUGAAUUGUACCAUAUAUUGUGGAUGUUUAUUUCCCUGAUAAUGUUUUAACUGAUGUAUUCCCUGUAUUAUUUUUUUUCUUUCCUAUUUUUUGUUUUGUUUUAGUUUUUAGUCCAAGAACAGCAUGCACACACUCUAGAAAGGGGUGCUGUAAAUAUCUCAUUGAAUGGUGGUGGUUGAAAUCAUCUGUUUGAAUUGAAAUUGUCAUAAGCUCUCGUUUGUUUCUUGCCAACAGAAUAACUACACUGCUGCAUUUAGAGAUGUGUGAUGUUGAAGGGUCUACAUGGCUUUGUGAGGGAAAUGAACAAUUGUGUUCCCCUUCAAUGCCAUGUUUCUGAACACUAGUCUUAAUUGUAACAGCCUGAUUAUAUUCAAGUAUAGAAUUAUUUACUGUUGUUUUUGUUUAUAUUUUAAAAGUUAUGCUUUUCCCAUUAUAAUUGGUGCUGUCGGAUGUUCUUUUUUUUCCCCUGACCCAUCACUUGGCAGAUUUUAUAUGCCAUCCUGUUGCUGUUUUUAAUCUGUCCCCGACCCUACUAAAUUUCCAAAGGAGACGUUUUUGAUGGAAGUUGUUUUUCUGACUUUCUUAUACACACUUGUGCUACAGUUGCAGCCUGAUAUGGCGGUCUGAUUCUAAUUUGUAUUGGGACACAUUCAUAAACAGAGCAUGUCAUGUCUAUUUUGGAACAAAGAAAGAUUUAUCAGCCUUUGUUUAGAUGCAGUUCGGGUGGAUAUGAGGUAAAUAAAAUGUACUUGUUUAUUA
This is a messenger RNA of Carassius gibelio (silver crucian carp), 3858 nucleotides long. Its product is annotated as inner nuclear membrane protein Man1-like. Gene Ontology annotation, molecular function: chromatin DNA binding. Bases 67 to 2568 code for a protein of 833 amino acids. NCBI's taxonomy places the organism in Eukaryota, Metazoa, Chordata, Actinopteri, Cypriniformes, Cyprinidae. The record is from RefSeq and is a predicted model, not a curated record. Gene Ontology annotation, cellular component: nuclear inner membrane. Gene Ontology annotation, biological process: nuclear envelope organization; negative regulation of BMP signaling pathway. The transcript has 13 exons.